CACUGAGUUGAAUUUUAGUUGUUGCUGCCCCUGUUCUCUCCUCCUUCCCGUGUAAGAUGGUGGUUUUUGCUGCCAGCAGGUAGCCAGCACCUUUACAAGCUGACAGAAAGGCCGGUUGGCUCCGUGAUAACCGCUAGUGACGGCAGCUUACUGUAACCUUGUCCCACACAGGCAUACUUCUCCCUCAACAUACUGGAGAGGAAGCUGCAAUAACACAUAGGCAGGCUCCCGUUCCUGACCUGGACGUGGUCCGAACCAGUAGUGUGUGAUCGUAGGAUGUCCCGGAACCCUGGGGUGAAGGACGACCUGAUGGAGUGCCCGCUGUGUAUGGAGCCGCUGGAGAUCGAUGACGUCAACUUCUUCCCCUGCACCUGUGGAUACCAGAUCUGUCGCUUCUGCUGGCAUCGAAUCAGGACGGACGAGAAUGGCCUCUGUCCCGCCUGCAGAAAGCCGUACCCAGAAGACCCGGCGGUGUACAAGCCGCUGUCGCAGGAGGAGCUGCAGAGGAUAAAGACGGAGAAGAAGCAGAAGCAGAACGAGAAGAAGCAGAAGAUCACCGAGAACAGAAAGCAUCUGGCCAGCGUCCGGGUGGUGCAGAGAAACCUGGUGUUUGUGGUGGGGCUGUCCCAGAGGCUGGCUGACCCCGAGGUUCUGAGGAGGCCAGAAUAUUUUGGCAAGUUUGGGAAGAUUCACAAAGUGGUGAUCAACAACAGCACAUCGUAUGCUGGCUCCCAGGGGCCCAGUGCCAGUGCCUACGUCACAUAUAUACGCUCAGAAGACGCUCUCAGAGCAAUCCAGUGUGUCAACAACGUAGUGGUCGACGGCAGGACGCUGAAGGCUUCUUUAGGAACUACAAAAUACUGCAGUUACUUUUUAAAGAGCAUGCAGUGCCCCAAACCAGACUGCAUGUAUCUACACGAGCUAGGGGAUGAGGCUGCCAGUUUUACUAAAGAGGAGAUGCAGGCAGGAAAGCAUCAAGAGUAUGAGCAGAAACUACUACAAGACCUGUACAAAAGCAACCCGACCUUCCUACAGAGCCCAGCGGUGUCAGGGGACCGGCCGAAGGGCAAAGGCAACUCCUUACAGAGCUCCAGUAAAGAUGGCCUGUCGUCAGACCCUGGGAGGAGUCCUCCAUCAGAGGGCUCAGACUGUGAACACUUGACCCCUGCAGGGCCCCAACCUGACCCGGGCCUGGACCCUGUACCGGCCCUCUGCCCUUUCUCCUCACAGCUUGCUAGCCCCAGCCACACACUGACAGACAUCAUCAGUAUAGGCAACGGUGAAACCUCACAGCUGCUCCGUGGAGGCAGUGAGUCUCCGUCGCCCCCACCCGGCCUCAGUAAGCCCAGCCUGCUGCUUCCCAUCAGUGUCCCGGGCCACACAGCCCACUCCCCGUUCGAGGCGGCUCCCGCGGAGUCCCAGUCCCUGUUCUCAGACAACAGUAACUUCAGGCAUCCCAACCCGCUGCCCAGCGGCCUGAGCGGCUUCCCCAGCUCCCCCCACAGCCACGCUGACUGGCCCACAGCGCCAGAGCCACAGAGCCUCUUCACCUCAGAUACCAUGCCGGUGUCGUCGUCCACAGACUGGCAGGCAGCGUUUGGCUUCGGCUCGUCCAAUCAGCAGCAGGAGGACGACCUGGGCUUCGACCCGUUCGACAUCACACGCCGAGCUCUGGCGGACCUCAUUGAGAAGGAGCUCUCUGUUGAAGACAGCUUCGGCUCCGCCCACAGAACGCUGGGGCCCCUGGGAGGGCUCCCACCCUCUCAGCACUUCCCACAGCAUCAGCACCCUCGCAGGGCAGACUAUAGCUCCGUCAGCUUCCCCUCCCACCCUCCAUCCUCCGCGUCCUCUGCAUCCUGUGGCUCCUGGAUGGCUUCCACCUCUUCACGCAGGAACUUUGUGCACUUGAACCACACGGUCAGUGUAACGGCUUUCCCCUCACACAGCAGCUUCUUGGACUUGACAGUGCUGCCAGGACAUCACAGUACUGGGCUUGGAGGAAUCCCCAUCACAGAAAGCAGCAGCUGUGGAGAGGGUCUAAAUAUGAAGGAGUGGCAGGACGGCCUCAGAGCGCUGUUACCCAACAUCAACAUCAACUUUGGAGGGCUGCCCAACUCCUCUUCUUCCUCAUUGUCCUCCUCCUCCUCCUCCUCCAGUGUCCAGCACGCGGGGGCCCCGGGGCUUCCUCACAGCCUCUGCUGGGACCGCACAGCCAGAUGGAUGGACCCAGCCAUAAUCACCGGGAUUCCAACCUCCGCCGGCAACGGUCUGGACUCUCUUCAGGACGACAACCCUCCACACUGGCUCAAGUCCCUGCAGACGCUCACAGAAAUGGACGCCCCGUCCAGCUCUGUCUCACAAAAUGGCUCCUUAGGGAGCCAGCCGCCCCCCCACAGAGCCGGCUGGGCGCACUACCCGGCCCCUAGCAGCCAGUUCCACUCCCCGCCGCCAGGCUUCCAGACGGCCUUCAGACCCCCAACACAGACCCAGACAGACCUGCUACAGAGCGCCGCCAUCAACCGCCACUAGGGACUCUCCGCACGCACGCACGCACGCACGCACACACACACACACACACACACACACACACACACACACACACACACACACACACACACACACACACAGCCACCUGGAACCACACCAAAAACCACACCAAAUAGGCAGAUACAGUAUAAAAAACUAUGAACAACUAAUAAGAUAAUAAUAAUAUAAUGUUUUAAUUUCUUCCUCCGACCAGAUCAUCUGCGCUUGUGUUUCGUGUCUCGGUUCGUGAUUGUUGGUAUGAGUGGGUCGAGGCCUGCUGCCCCAGCCACGCCUCCUAACAGACCAGAGUCUCUCUGAUGAGCAAGAAGCAGCAGCCUUUACUGAAUCUGAAAAAAGCUUUUAGAAUCGCAUGGGCCCUUCCAAUCAUGUACAGCAAGUGUGUUUGAGAGAUGCUUUGAGAUCAAACCAGCUGUGACAGAUGUGAUGAUUUGAAACGUGAUUGAACAUGUCUCUUGAUAAAUCUCUUCAAUCAGUCUUCAUGACAGAAGCCAAAUUCCACAACGAGCUGCAUCUGAGAAUCAGACCUUUGCUUCUUUGAUCAGUAAAUUGAAGGUUCAGUAUGGCUUAAGGUAUGGCAGGGGGAGCCGCACCGCUUUGGUAUAUAGUAUAUCAACGACAAAAGAUCUGAGGGAGCGUAAAACUAUUUUGAGCCCUACACGGUCUGCAAGUCAACCUUUUGAGAGUGCCCAGGCACGAUUUUAUAAGAGCAGAAUCAGAUGUGUGACGGGGUUGGGGCUCGCGAGUCGUGAAAACGCCGUUUUCGUCCACGCAGACGCUUUGAGCUACACAAGUUUUCAUGUUGUUGUGUUGAAUGUGUCACCUAAAAAUCACAACGCAAGCUGCAGUGUGAGCAUGGCUGCCAAGUGUGCAGCAUGAAAACAGUAAGAGGAAGUUGACCUAUUUUGGGUUCCCUUCGGCUCAGAAUAACCACGGCUGACCACAUUGAUGAAGCGCCAGUCGAACAUGUCCGUAUGCGGCAUAUGCACAUCCCAUCGUCUCUUUCUCUCAUCUUCCUUCUGUGCAGAAAGCACAGCAGUAAACGUUCCUACUACUGUGGUCAUGGAAACGCUCUUAUUAGCUGACGUUUGUUACCUCCACCAGUGCGUAAGAGUGCACGUUCAGUGCCGGCUCGGCCAGGCGUUGUCAUAUGCGUUCCAUGUUUCUGCCCUAACAGAUGAUUUAAGUGUCACCUGUUCAAUUUGACCUAGAAGUGAAGGCUCAUCCUGUUAGACCCCUCCUACUUUCAAAAUAAAAGCUGGGUCAGUAAUCUCAUUGAGACACGACAUCUCAUACUCAAGAGAGACCUGACUUUAUAUCACAGUGGCUAGUAUAUCACACCUAGAUCUCUGACUGAAGGGUCUGCUGGCAAGUUUUUUUUACAGGAGAAGAAUGCGUACAAUAAAAAAGUUAUCUCUGGUUCUGCUGCAUCAAUGAACUGUCCACCAUUGGGUCUGAUGGUAUUAUAGUAGCACUAAAUCAGUGGAGUUCUGUUUUAAUUCACAGGAUCAAAGGAAUAAUGCCAAGAAAUGGAAAACAGCGUAGCCUUCUUAAUGAUGGGAAGAGUUGCAAUUUAUGUAUGCCUGUAUACUGGUCUCCACUACAGUGGGGGAUAUACUUUAAAAUGGAUGCACCCACGCUUCUGUUCAUACUACAGAGUAGGAUCGGGCAUCGAGAACCGGUCCCAACUUGGAAUCAUUUCAAAAAUUACCAUUCCAAUGGAAUCCUUUUUUUAUUUGAAUAGUUUGGAAAAAUUUGGUUUUGAAUCUGUUCAUCGGUCCCAAAUUUGACGCGCAAGUUUUGGUUAUCGUAGCGACCACCGCCGUACUUUCAAGCACUCGUUGUGUUGGAUGGCUUUAUUUUACGUUGAAGAAGCCCGUUAAAAGUGUAAAUCACUGACACACAUUACAUCAUUGAAUCCUCUUAUCUGUGAAAUAAGCAUGUGACCCCCAUAAACUACAGAUGGUCCUAUACCAUUUAUUUGCUUCCCGAGCGUAUCGGCCGAUACCGAGUACCGAUCCAAUACCAGUGUGUCAUAUCUUUUAUUACGUUUUAACAACUGCAUACUACUAUCCCUGUAUGGAUGUGAUGGGAUUGCUAUCAUUGGCUCAGGUUAAACUCUUUGUGAAAUAUGAACAAACACAAACAAUGAUAUAGCCAUAAAACUUUAUUUUAUUAUCCAGUUUGACGGUCAGUCAUAAUGUAAAAAGAACAUAAAUAAACUACUUUAAAGUAGAUUUUCUUCAGGUCUAAAUUACGUGGUAUCUGAUCAGUGCAUAAAGUCCAGUACUUUCCGAUACCGAUACCAGCAUUUUAGGCAGUAUUUAAGUAUUUUUUUUCCGUUACUGGUAUCGUAACAUCUCUAGUUUCAACUCCACCCCUCAAAGAAUCGGAAUCGAUAAGAACUGGAAUCGAAAGAAAGAAUCUGAAUUGGAAUCAAACAUGUUGAAAUCCAAAACGAUGCCCAACCCUACUACAGACAGCGUCUGGGUUCCGUGUGUCCCUCACAGACAUGGACAGAGCGUUUGGGUCUGUUCCAUACACUGCAGGUGGUGUAUCCACCUGCACCGUCAAUUAGAUAUUGAGCGUGUGUUGGCCAGACCUCUGUAUCAGAGGGUUGAAGCUGGACAUGUGAAGGAUGUGGUUUAGCACAGUCAGUGCCACUGUGUGGCGCUCCAUGCCAGCUGUCUCCAGACCCCUCGCCCAGUGUCCCCAGAUCUCUAUGACAGCUUCAAGCCUGAGCGAUGAGGCGUUAAGGGCACUCACUGUGGUUUGUGCUUGUGUAAUCUGGACUUGUUGAGACAGGAAAGCUCCUAGUUUAGCCUUCAUUUGUUGAGUGUGUCAGCUUUUAGAUAUUUAAACCAGUUUUAUUUGUAGCAUUUUGAAAAAAGAAAUGGUUUUAAUUGGACUGGGCUGCAGCAGGAAGCUCUCUUGAAUUAAACCGUUGAUCUCACGGGACUCUUUCCACAUACUUUUUCAUUUCAGAAGAUUGGUUGACUGUUUAGGCGCUGUGUGCUGGGAUAGUAGAGCUUCAACUCAAACCACCAUGAGGUACACAUCAUGUACCCCUGUAUCAUCCAAAUGCUAACAAUCUGUGACGGCCCUUUUUUUCAUAAGGUCCUGACAACUUUAAUAAGUCACCAGUAUUCUUGAGGAUUACAAGCUAACAUGUUUUCACAAUGUCCAAACGUCUAAAAAUGAAGUGCCGAGGUCUGGUGCACAAAACCAACUAAAUAUCAAAUAAAAGAGAAAAUAUCAA
Sander lucioperca (pikeperch) is the source of this 5803-nucleotide messenger RNA. RefSeq names its product CCR4-NOT transcription complex, subunit 4b (gene cnot4b). Lineage: Eukaryota; Metazoa; Chordata; Actinopteri; Perciformes; Percidae. Bases 277 to 2529 code for a protein of 750 amino acids. Gene Ontology annotation, cellular component: CCR4-NOT complex. Gene Ontology annotation, biological process: protein ubiquitination. Gene Ontology annotation, molecular function: ubiquitin-protein transferase activity; metal ion binding; RNA binding. The transcript is spliced from 13 exons. The record is from RefSeq and is a predicted model, not a curated record.